Messenger RNA from Symbiodinium sp. CCMP2592, 1395 nucleotides. Lineage: Eukaryota; Dinophyceae; Suessiales; Symbiodiniaceae. The record is from the annotation of a GenBank genome assembly.
AUGUCGAUUGUCCGCACGCUGCCCCGUUCUCCCCACUCUGUUGGGCUUUGUGUCGUUGGUGGUGGAGCUGCUGGGUUUUAUGCAGCGAUUGCAUGCGCUGAAGCAGCUGCAACGGCACCGCAACGUGGACAGGAGAUCUUGAUUGUUGAAAGUUCUUCGAAGUUUCUCCACAAAGUCAGCAUUUCAGGGGGAGGACGAUGCAAUGUUACACAUAGUCCGGGGGCGUCAAUUGAAAGCAGCUACCCUCGGGGCUCGGAGAUCAUGGCUCAGCUUGCCCUGCGACAUGGUGCUGCUCAUGCCGCCAAGUGGUUUGAAUCUAAAGGCGUUCAGCUCAAAACGGAAGAGGACGGAAGAGUGUUUCCCGUCUCAGAUAAGUCUGAGAGUAUUGUUGACUGCUUGGUCAACACCGCAGCCUCCCUUGGCAUCAGAAUGCUACUGGGAGGCAGAGUUUGCACAUUGCAGAGGACGUCCGCAGAGCCCACACGAUUCUCUCUCGAAGUACAAACUGAGUCUGGGGAGCAAGCCAUUCUUUGCAGGCGCGCGAUCUUGUGCAUGGGUUCAGCUCAAAAGCGGUCUGUGCAAAAGUUGUUGCGUGACGCUGGUGCCAACCUUCGCCCGCUGGCUCCAUCACUGUUCUCUGUUCUGACAGGUUCCUGUGACCUAGCAGGCUUGCAAGGACUGAGCGUGCCAGAUGCCGCUCUCGAACUCGUUGGCUCUCAGCAUCUUCCACGCAUUCGUGGGCCAGUGCUAAUUACCCAUGAGGGCUUAUCUGGGCCCGCCAUUUUACGUCUUUCGGCUUGGGCUGCCUUCGCUUUUCAAGAGGCUGGUUAUCGGGCCAGGUUGAGAGUGAACUGGGUUCCAUCGCUGACUCUCGAUGAUGCCGUCGAAGCGAUACUUGCUGUCCCGUUGGGUCGUGGUAGCCGUCCUCCCGUGCGACGGAAGCCAGUGGGAGACGUGUCACCGUGGCCAGGCCUGCUGCCUGCUCGGCUUUGGGGACGGCUGUUGCAAAAGCUCGAAGCCGAGGAAAGUAACAGCAAGUUCAGACCCUUCGUGCGCCAGUACAGGGUAGACGGCUUGCCGCUGGCACAGUGGCCGUGGGCUGUCUUCGGGUUUCCAGAUGCCGGCAGAUGUCUUGCAGUUGCACUGUGGAAUCACCUCACGGCGCUCGAGGUGGAGGUGCGUGGCCGUCGAACGAACAAGGAAGAAUUUGUUACUGCAGGUGGAGUGGACGUGCGAGAACUCGAUUGGGACCGAAUGGAGUUGAGAUCCUGUCCAGGACUUCACUUUGCAGGGGAGAUCGUGGACAUCGACGGUAUCACCGGCGGCUUUAACUUCCAAGGAUGCUGGUCGAGUGGCUAUGCAGCUGGCGUUGCAGCUGCCGAUGCUUUCGAUUAG